Molecule: messenger RNA, 528 nt
Organism: Meloidogyne enterolobii
Lineage: Eukaryota; Metazoa; Nematoda; Chromadorea; Rhabditida; Meloidogynidae
Source: the annotation of a GenBank genome assembly
AUGGGAGACCCAUGGCCAGGAUAUAGGACGGUGAGAGCUGGUGACAAGACGCUGAACGCAACGGCUGGAGACUCUGCUGAGCAGCAUGUGGCCUUGUGGUAUGUGCACGGUGAACCUGUGAUGGGCCGCAUCUGGAACAAUGGUGGAAAGGUCGCUGCUGCGUUUGGCUGGAACGGCAAGGCCUUCACCGACAACACUGUUGCUAUGCCCGCUGGUCAAGUCCUCAUCGACCUUCCUGAGAAAGUCCGCGGCUACGACUACCUUUGGCGCCCGUGGAGUGAUGCUGCCGUCUAUGACAAGAACUCCCGAGUGUACUAUCCAGUACACGUGGACCACGUGAAAGGAAACAUCUCGCCAUGCCUGCUAACUCUACCAAAUGGCAAGGAGGCACUCGGCAAAGCGGACAUCCGUAACGAGCGUGCAUCGGCUGUCGUCGCUGGCAAGGACGAGCGCUUCGAGGGACCAGCUGUCCACAAAUUCUUGGUGCUGUGUCGCAAACCGAAGCCAGGACAGAAGUUCGACGAGUGA